Molecule: messenger RNA, 8862 nt
Organism: Porites evermanni
Lineage: Eukaryota; Metazoa; Cnidaria; Anthozoa; Scleractinia; Poritidae
Source: the annotation of a GenBank genome assembly
GAUGACCCUUCCACGGAACAAAGGAAGCAAGAUAACAAAGGGCGCGGACGAGGAGCAUCAGUUGACCGCGAGAAGGAUCAAGCAACGCCGUCAAAGGGCAGAGGGAAGCCUUUCGGUAAGGGAAACAUCAAGUAAGUGCUGUGUGGGUAACCUACUCUACCCUCCAAGCAUUUGGACAACUAGUUGACAUAGAGUAUGGUCAAGGGGAGCUGAAAAAUAUGUAAUACUACUACGGUAGAGCUUAAAGGUUAACUAGCUAUUGCACAAACGUUUACUAAAACUCCGUUAAUAUAUUCCAUCCAGGAACCUCUUGGACCAUUUGAGAGGGAAAUAGACCGGGAAAGACCAAUAGGCCACUUGCACUAAGAGGUCACGUGACCAAUGCUUCCUUUAAACAAUGAGUUGGAAUCUUGCUGAUGCCAAAAAUUGUUAGAGGACACAAAAAUUAUCUCAAACCCGAGGUUUGAGAGGAAACGCAUUUAAGGGAGAUAUUUUAUGGCACUUUGAUUUUUCAGCAAAGUAGUAUGAUUUGUAUUGGCCGCCAUGUUGGAGGGCAUGCUUUUGCCCUCCAACAUGGCGGCAAAAACUACUUCUUGCUUAUAUCUUGAUCAACGUUUCAUAGUUACGCUCAGAUGUGCUGUAAACGUUAUCACAUCAUCUUUUCAACAUUUUCCUCAAAGAUUAAGUGCAAAAUUGGUGUUCAGAGAGAGGUAAUUCAUAAUUUUAAAAAUCACACUUUGGUCACGUGACCAUUUACGAACUUAUUCAUUUUAAGUAAAUGGUGCGGGUUUGAAAAACCAAAUGACUAUUAUUUUGUUUAAGAUAUGACCCACUAAUGGUUUUUCGAAGGAAAAAUCAUAUAACUUUCAUUUUCAUAAAAACGAUGUCACAUGACCUCUUACUGCAAAUGGCCUAUUAAUUUUCCCAAGGGCCGUUUGUUACCGGAGUUGAAACAUUUUCAAUUAUAUAUGCCGCAUAAUACUUUGUUGCUAUCAUGUCAAUACCAGCUCUUACCUUGUUAUUACUCUACAUUAUUUGAAUGAACUGCAAGAAAAUCUCUUACCAAUAUGACAACAGGGGGAAGUCACGUAUGGAUACGUUUUUUUAUUACACAGGUGGGACAAACCAAAACCAACGACGGGGAAGGCCUGGUCUAAUAAAACUGAAACCCGGUUUAUCGUCACAGAAAAAUACACGUCCUCUUCCUGCUCAGGAAGCGGCGUUACGGGUGAAAAUUGCCUCCUUCGACCCCAAAAUUUUGAAAGAGAAAGAAAGCAGCCAGGUAGUCCACGUACUGAAUGAGGGACUGCUUCAACUGAAAUUCCUUCUUCGAUCCCAAGAACAGCAGCACAACAGCGAUGAAUUCAUCUACGACCUUACAUACACUUUAGCAAGAGCCUGCGAAGCGCCAUCAGGCGAGAAUACGAAUAAGAUUUUAGCCUCACUAAAAGGUUCUGUAUUUUUGACCUCAAAGAUCCCCAGUCUUCUUAAUUUUGUUGAAGUAUCACCUUUCUUGAACGGUCAAAACUGUUUACAUAGCUUUAUCCAGUGUCUCAUCGUAAUCUUUAUGAAAUACCUUAACCACUUGCCUAGUUCAUACACUGACCUGCCGUACGCUCAGUUAAAAGCGGCCUUAGAUCAGGUAACCACUGAUGGAAAACACAAGCUACAGAAAGGGUUGGAUGCUUUUAAACAAGCAAGAGAUGACAUUAUUAGAGGCGAAAGGAAGAGGCAUGGAAAACGUUACAUCAACAGACUUGGAGAAAAUCCGCCAAACGAUUUCAGAGAUAUACCCAUUUUUCCCACUAACAAAGAAAUCACAAUUCAAGAAAGGCCAUUCUUACGCGAGAAUAUUUCCAAAGGAAGGUACGACAACGCUGAGCAUUACCUUGAUGUUCAGUAUCGGCUGCUUCGAGAAGACUUUCUUGAGCCACUAAGGGAAGGUAUUCAAGAAAUUAUCCGAAAUGUGCCAAGACACCAACGCAAGCAGUUGAUGAAAAAUUACCGCAGCGUACAAAUCAUUGGCAAAGAAUUCACGUGGGGUGGGAUCAUUCAUCAAGUAGCGAUCGAUGUUCGAGGAUUAGAUACCAGCAGGUGGGCAAAAUCCAAAAGACUCUUGUUUGGUUCAUUUCUUUGUCUUUCAAAAGACAACUUCAAAACGAUGCUUUUUGCAACAGUUUCUAACCGUGAUGAAAAAAAAUUGAGAAAAGGACGCGUCGAUAUUCGAUUUAUCGAGGAACAAGAUGUUUGGGGUAUCGAGAGCCGCAACUGUAUUUACCAGAUGGUUGAGUCCCCUGCGUACUUCGAAGCCUAUCGUCAUGUCCUAAAAGGUUUAAAGGAAUUAGAUGAAAACUCUUUGCCAUUUAAAAAGUAUCUGGUCGAGUGCAGUGCAGAAGUUGAUCCACCAGAGUAUCUAAGAUGUGAUGAGACUAAGGGCCCGGUAUGUUUCAAUCUUAGCAAGGCUCUUGGUGUCCCUGGUUUAUCACAUGCCACAGCAGUACCUGUUUUACAAUGUGAAGCCUGGCCUCCCGUCAGGAAACUAUCUUUGAACAGCUCCCAGCUCGAAGCACUGAGAACAGCAAUCACAACUGAAUUUUCUGUAAUUCAGGGACCACCAGGAACGGGAAAAACAUACGUUGGGGCCAGAAUCGUCAGAUGUUUGCUUGAGAAUCGACGGGUGUGGGAUCCCUACUUUAUCGCACCAAUGCUUAUGGUCUGUUACACAAAUCAUGCCCUCGAUCAGUUUUUGGAAAAGGUGCUAGAAUUCUUACCUAAAGAUAAAAUCAUUCGUGUUGGAGGAAGAUGCAAAAGCAAGGAUCUAGAGGAUUGCAAUCUGAAAAAUUUUACCUACCAACACAGGCUGUUUGACAAACGCGAUGAGGUAAGAGACAAGAUGAGUGAAAAUGGAGAAGUAAUGCAAAUGUGGAAGGAAAAGCUUGCAAAUGCAGACCGAGAAUUAUUGGAAUUCGAUGACUUGGAGGAGCUGUUGUAUCCAGCACAUGCGCAUCAGCUUUACAAUACCGUAUUUCCUGCUAACGUAGCAAUUGAGUCUCGAACUCCAGGAAACACCUUCAGAUUGUGGUUAUGUGACAACAAAAUGGUUGGUUCUUGUAACAGAACUUCAAGUGAACAAGCGCACCAUGAACAUAAUGAUGAAGACGAUAAAAUAUUUUAUGACUCAUCAUUAAUACACACACCACAGGAUGGCUAUGAAAACACGGAAUCAACAUGUGUAACAGAAGAUUCUACCAAAGGUUUUGAUCUUUCACAUGAAAGGAGCCUAAGCACGAAAGAAGUCGUCUUAGAGCCGGAAGAGCUGAAAGAAACCUCUCAUCAUUGUAUGCUGCAAAGACGUUUAUCAGUUGAGCAAAGCAACACGUUAACCAUGAAAUUACAGCCACCCUCAAAUGCUUCUAGAGACACCGAAGUCGAUGAAACUGAAAAUCUUCCAACAGCACAGGCAAAAAAUGACGAAGUAAACGACACUUAUGAAGAGACCAUAAGAAUAGAAAUGGAGGCUGAUUUAAUACAACAUCAAAGAUGGAUACAAGGUGACGAAGAACUCCAGUUGCCAAUAUUAAAGCCAAAAAGUGAUGUAUUCACACAGGAAAGAAAGCCAGACGAAAAAGAUGACAAAGGGUGGACAGAGGUAACUAGAAAGAGAGGAAAAUCUUUUCCUUGGAUGAAAACACAAAAACGUAAAGUGGAGCAGCAGACAGGAGCUAGCAAUGUGUCCGAAACGGACAAAACUAAGAACAGGAAAAACAAAAAGAAUAGAAACAACGAAAAAAUUUACAUCAAUGAGGAAAUUUCGUCUUUAACAGAGAAGCUAAAAAUGACUAAAAUGAUGUCGUUUGAGGAAGCAAUGAGCGUUGAUAGCAUUUGGAGUUUAUCACAAUCAGAUCGACUUAGAAUGUACCUCUUUUGGGUUGAGAACUACCGCGACCGCUACAGAGCAGAAAUUCACCGAAGUGAAUUGGAGUACGAACAGCUUUGUGAAGAGUUAGAGACAAUUAGGUUUGAAGAAGAGGAACAGGUCAUACGCCAGGCGACUGUAGUUGGAAUGACAACUAGUGGGGCGGCGAGAUAUCACUCCGUGCUUCGGAGAAUAGCACCAAAGAUAGUAGUGAUUGAAGAGGCUGCCGAAGUUAUGGAAGCUCACAUUAUCACAUCCUUUUCUAAACACACGAAGCACACCAUUCUCAUCGGAGACCACAAACAGCUCCGACCAAAAGCAACAGUCUAUGAGCUAGCCCAAAAGUACAACCUGGAGGUCUCACUGUUUGAACGAAUGGUGAUGAACAACAUGGAUUGUAAACACCUAUCUAUACAGCACCGCAUGCGUCCUGAGAUUGCUGCACUGACAAAACGAAUCUAUGAUCAUGACAUCACAGACCACGAAUCAGUCUGCCAUUUUCCAAACAUCUCUGGGGUCCGCCACAAUCUCUUCUUUAUUGAUCACAGCCAACCCGAGACGCGGAUAGAUUUCCUGCAGAGUUAUUCCAACCAACACGAAGCCGAUUUCGUUGUAGCCCUUUGUAACUACCUCUUACUACAAGGAUACGAACGAGAGCAGAUCACUAUAUUAACCAUGUACACUGGGCAGUUGCUACUUCUUCAAGAGAAAAUGCCAAAACAGAAAUUUGUUGGAGUGAAAGUUUGCGCAGUUGACAACUUUCAAGGUGAAGAAAACGACAUUAUUCUUCUGUCUCUAGUGAGAAGUAACGCAGAAGGUCGAAUUGGUUUCCUUGGCGAGUCCAACAGAAUAUGCGUCGCAUUAUCUCGAGCCCGCAAAGGAUUUUACUGUAUUGGGAACUUUAGUCAACUGAAAAGCCAGUCAAAGUUGUGGAAAGAUAUAUGUGAUGAUCUAACGACAAAGCAAGCUAUUGGUGACAAUUUACAGCUGAUUUGCAAAAGACACAGGAAUAUAUCAGGCGUCAAGUGGGCACGUGACCUUCAGCUCUGUCGUCUUGGAGGAUGCACCUUGCCCUGUGGAGAACGCCUGGAUUGCCGUCAUGCGUGUGACAGGCUGUGCCAUGCUUCAGACGAAUAUCACAUAGCGGGAUCCUGUUGUAAAAUGUGCGUCAACUCGUGCCCCAGUAAUCACAGAUGCCCGAAACAAUGUCAUUACCCCAAAAAGUGUCCCAAAUGCAAAGUUCCUGUGUUAAGGACCCUCACAUGUGGUCACAAACAGCCUGUUGAAUGUGGUAGCAAUCCCGAUAAAGUCCUGUGUCAAUCUAAAUGCGAGACGAUACUUAAAUGUGGACACGAAUGUCAGAAUCUAUGUGGUUCUCCAUGUACCGAGGAAUGUAAAGCUCUCUGCAAGAAAACUCUCCCAUGUAAACAUGAAAAACGUAUGUCCUGUCACAGAGAUCCCAGUGUUUAUCAAUGCAACAGCAGCUGUACUAAACGUCUGGAAUGUGGUCAUCCUUGUUCAAAGAAAUGCAACGAAACUUGUCAAUGCAACACUGAAAUUGAAAGGAAAUUGCCUUGCAAGCACAGGACAAGGGUCCUGUGUCGAGAGAAAGACUGUAAAAUAACGUGCAAGGAAAAAUGCAGUCGAACAUUAGAAUGUGGGCAUGGUUGUUCUGGAAUCUGCCAUGAAGAUUGUAGAUUGAAAAAAUGUUUUGUACGUGUUUCCAAAGACCUUCCAUGUGGCCACGAAGAGCGUGUUCCCUGCUUUCAAGACCCAAAAACUGUCUUUUGUUACGCUCCUUGUACACGGCUACGAGACUGCGGACACAAGUGUUCAUCUAUUUGUGGCGUUCCAUGCUACGAGGUUCAAUGUACAGAAUUGUGUCAAAGGAAGUGUAGGCGAGGUCAUUCAUGUCAAAAGCCCUGUCAUUUUCCUUUACCGUGUCAUUGCCCAGAAGUGGUAAACAGAUCGAUUCCCACAUGUGGACACAGCAAUAAAAUGCCCUGCCAUGUUGAUCCAGCUACUCUGAAAUGUGAAAGGCGAUGUGAGAGAGAGAGAUUGUGUGGACACCGCUGUGAAGAAAUAUGUAGUAAGAGCUGCGAAACUCGUCCUUGCAAGGUACCUGUAAUAAGAACUCUAUCGUGCAAUCAUGAAGUGGCUUUAGCUUGUCACAAGAACAGCGAAGAGUACAUUUGCAAGAAAGAAGUAGAGGCACAGUUGUCAUGUGGACAUAAGACGCUUGUGGAAUGCUGUGUCGUAAAGGCUGGGUUGGAAAAUGUCUCUUGCAAGAAAAAAAUUGAAAAGGAAUUGGGUUGCAAACACAAAAUCACUCUUCCAUGCUUCAAAAACCCUGAAGAGUGUAUCUGCCGAAAGAAAGUUGACUUAGAGCUUUCAUGUGGACACACCAAGACUCUUCCAUGCCACACUGUGACUACAGGAUUGGGAAAUGUGCGUUGUAAAGUUAGGGUAUCACGGAUGUUAGCUUGCAACCACGAAGCGACCCUUCCUUGCCAGAAAAAAACCGACGAGUAUCGCUGUCAGAAGGAGAUCGACAUUUCAAUCUCUUGUGGACACAAUAAACUCGCGACAUGGUCCGAUGCACGGGCUGAAGAACAAAGCGAGCAAUGCACGAUAUUGGUGGCCAAAAAACUACCUUGUGACCAGGAAAGCGAGAUGAAAUAGAGAUCGAAAUUUCAAUCUCUUGUGGACACAAUAAACUCACGACAUGUUCCGAUGCACGGGAUGAAGAACAAAGAGAGAAAUGCAAGAUAAUGGUGACCAAAAAACUACCUUGUGACCAUGAAAAGGAGAUGAAAUGCUCAGAUAAACCUGAAGACGUAUCGUGUAAUGUUCCCUGUGAACGUUCACUUCCAUGUGAACAUCCCUGCCUUAAUAAAUGUGGUGAGCAGUGCUCUAGUGUGAAAUGUGAUGUGGAAGUUACAAAGAACUUGAGUUGUGGAUUCCAUAACGUUAGCUGUCCUUGUUCUAAAGAUGUGUCUCAGCUUAUUUGUUCAAAUUCAUGUGCCCGAAUAUUGACAUGUGGCCAUAAGUGCCCUGGAAAAUGCUUUGAAGAAUGCAGCCAGUACGAGGAUAAAUGCCAAAAGAAAGUGACGAAGACUCUCAAUUGUGCAGGAAAACACUCCCACAAAAUGCUUUGCAAGGACGACCCAUCUAAAGUCGCAUGUCAAGAGCGCUGCAAACGGAAUCUGAACUGUGGUCACCCAUGUCCGGGACUUUGUAGUCAACCGUGUGAAAGUGUGAAGUGCUGGCGUCAAAUUGAGAAAAGACAUCCCUGUGGUCACAAGGAGUACCUAACAUGCUUUCAAAGCAAAAACGCAACCUGUAAGGCACCUUGUCAGCGUCGACUGAAAUGUAAGCACAAGUGUCAAGGUGUCUGUGGUGAGCCCUGCUCGAAAUAUCGUUGCGAUGUAGUCGUAAGUAAACCCCUCUCGUGUGGUCAUAAGGUCAAGAUGCCUUGUAGCCUAUCUGUUGAUGAUGUAAAAUGCCCUGUUCCGUGUAAAGAAAAGCUGCUUUGCGGUCACCCGUGCUCCGGACAAUGCGGCGACUGCAAGCAAAAGGGUUCACAUCCAUUUUGCCAAAACCCAUGCAACCGUCUUCUUGUUUGUUCACACCGCUGUCGAGCAGCGUGCGGUGAGCCUUGCCCACCAUGCUCGAGAAAAUGCGGUCGACACUGCCCGCACGAAAGAUGCAGCAAAAGAUGUUUAGAGCCAUGCGGGCCAUGUGGGAGACCAUGUACCUGGACUUGUCCUCACCACGAAUGUAAAAAUACAUGCGGAGAAGAGUGCGAUCGUCCUCGAUGUGACAAGCCCUGCCCUAAGAAGCUCCCUUGUCGCCACCCUUGCAUUGGUCUGUGUGGAGAAAACUGUCCCACUGUGUGUGCUACCUGUCAUGCCAAAACGUUUGCGUCAAUGAUUAGUCGUGAAACUGACAAAACAGAAUCCAUUAGAUUUCUGCAGCUUUUUGAUUGUGGUCACAUCGUGAAGGUGGAAGAGAUGGAUGCGUGGAUGUUUCGUGACUGGGGAAGUGAUGUUCAACUCAUUCAUUGUCCCAGAUGCUCCACGCCGAUCACCUUUAGUUAUCGUUAUGGAAACAUCAUUAAGAGGACAAUAAAAUAUAUUGAGAAUGUUAAAAAACAAACUUUCAAGCUUGGAAAUGAAACUGCCUGGGCGGUCAAAGGCCUUGUGGAAAAGCUCGAUCGAUUUCAAUUUGACGUACACAAGAUAAGGUUCCCAAAACCCUUUCUAGAGGGGGUUCAAAACUUCAAUUGGUGGCCAUUCAGUCCUAAUGCGCGAAGGAUACUCAAUAUUUCUUUACUGUACACUCUUAAAAAUCAUUUAAUUGUUAUGCAACAGAUUAAAAUGGAGCAACAAACAUUGCAAGAUCUGAUGAAACGAACAGCAAAGUCAGAAAAGUUAAUACUGGAAGUAAAACAACAAUUUGACACCAUUAAAGAUGCGCUGGAAAAGAUUUCAGAGUUCUUGAUGACCCCUGAGUUGGAGUUGAGAACCGUUAACCAAGUGUAUGAGCACACAAGGAAGUUUGCACUUUUCGGUUCAAUUCUAGAAGCCAAGUCCAAGGCCAUCAGGCACCAAAUAAAUUUCUCUAGUACUGGAAAAAUACGUUUGGAAAAGGCUCAAGAAGAAUUUGAAAUGUUUGUUCAUGGAAACAGCGACGCCCUUGACAUUGACUGGCUGGAGAGAACCGCAGGUUUAGUAAGGAAAGAGGUAAGAUUAACAAGGCCCUCAUCCCCGGAAGAACCCAAAGACUUUGAGAACUUUCCAGGUUUUAAUCGGGAAACAUGGAGAGUAUGUGACCAUCGCCAAGUGGUUUUCACCAUUUCACUCAUGCGCAGUGGACAAAGUGUUACAGAGGUGCACGGAACAUGCAAAGAGUGCGUUGACUUGGCAACAAAACAAGAGAAAUGA